Molecule: messenger RNA, 1479 nt
Organism: Thelazia callipaeda (thelaziosis nematode)
Lineage: Eukaryota; Metazoa; Nematoda; Chromadorea; Rhabditida; Thelaziidae
Source: the annotation of a GenBank genome assembly
UGCAUUUUGAAUUUUUCUAAUCAAGUGAAUUAUAUUUUUUAUAUACAAGCUUGUCUUGCUAAAUUUACUGAACUUUUAAUGAAACGUGGAAAGUUCAGAAGGUUAUUUUUCAUCGAGAUUUAUAGUAUUUUGCUUUCGUUGCAGAUGACUAAAUUUGCGUGGGAUAAUUAUCGGAAAUAUGCAUGGGGUUUUAACGAAUUAAAACCCUUAUCAAAGUCAGGUCACAGUGCAUCAAUAUUUGGCAGCGGUGAGUUGGGUGCGACUAUUAUUGAUGCUCUUGAUACUUUGUAUAUUAUGGGUUUGAGAGAAGAAUAUGAAGAAGGGCGGAAUUGGAUAGAACACAAUUUUGAUCUAAAAACUUCUACUACAGAUGUGUCUGUGUUUGAAACUAACAUUCGUUUUGUCGGGGGUUUGCUGGCUGCCUAUGCUUUAACUCGUGAUGAGAUGUUCAUACAUAAGGCAAGAGAUGUUGCUGAUAUCUUAUUACCAGCUUUCGACACACCGACUGGCAUACCUCAUGCUUUGGUGAAUCCUGUAACGGGAAAAUCGCAUAACUGGGGUUGGGCCAAUGGUGAUUAUUCAAUUUUAUCAGAAUUCGGUUCUCUGCAAUUGGAAUUUGAAUACUUGUCACAGCUUACUCAAAAUAUGGUGUACUCCAAGAAGGUAAAGCGCAUUCAAGAAAUGAUACUUUCAGUACGAACAAAAGAUGGACUCUAUCCUAAUUAUUUACAUCCAAGAUCUGAACAUAUCUCGGUUGGCGCUCUCGGUGAUAGUUUCUAUGAAUAUCUACUAAAGUCAUGGAUUAGGUCUGGAAAAAGUGAUGGAGUAUCUAAAGAAAUGUAUGAUGCAGCAAUAUAUUCCAUAAAAAAGCAUUUGUUGCGGUAUUCAAAACAAAAUCAUCUUGCAUAUUUCAUAGAACUCAAGGGGAGACGUGAGCUGCACAAGAUGGAUCAUCUGGCUUGUUUUAUUGUUGGCAUGUUUACAUUAGAAGCCUUAAAUGAGCAAAAUAUGCAGCGACGCAGUGAUACCCUGAAACUUGCAGAAGAAGUCGCUAAUACUUGUCACGAGUCAUAUGUCCGAACAGCCACAGGUAUUGGCCCAGAAUCAUUUCGCUUUAGUGAUGAAAUGGAAGCUCAGGCGGUCAACGAUAGAGAGAAAUACUAUAUUCUUCGGCCUGAAGUCAUUGAGGGUUGGUUUUAUUUGUGGCGAGCAACACGAAAGAACAAGUACAGGGAAUGGUGUUGGAUGGCUGCUAAAGCUAUUGAAAAAUAUUGCAGGACAUCUGGAGGAUAUUCUGGCAUAAGAAAUGUGUACAGUACCCAACCAACUUUUGAUGAUGUGCAACAAAGCUUUCUACUUGCUGAAACCUUCAAAUAUUUAUACCUCACUUUUUCAGACGACAAUAUUAUGCCUUUAAAUAAAUGGGUAUUUAAUACCGAAGCUCAUGCUUUCCCAAUAGUCACUCUUAUUAAACAUUAG